Messenger RNA from Pteropus alecto (black flying fox), 948 nucleotides. Its product is annotated as olfactory receptor 52E4. Lineage: Eukaryota; Metazoa; Chordata; Mammalia; Chiroptera; Pteropodidae. The record is from RefSeq and is a predicted model, not a curated record. Gene Ontology annotation, cellular component: membrane. Gene Ontology annotation, biological process: G protein-coupled receptor signaling pathway. The coding region runs from base 1 to 948 and encodes 315 amino acids. The transcript has a single exon. Gene Ontology annotation, molecular function: olfactory receptor activity; G protein-coupled receptor activity.
AUGCUUGACUUUAACUCCACUGCGUUUGCAAGUCCCAGUACCUUCAUCCUGAUGGGCAUACCUGGUCUAGAAGACAUGCAUAUUUGGAUAUCUAUCCCUUUCUUCUCAAUGUAUAUUGCUGCCCUCGUGGGAAACGUACUCAUUCUUUUUAUCACUAAAACUGAGGCUGUUCUCCAUGAACCAAUGUUCUAUUUUCUUUCUAUGUUGGCUAUCACAGACCUCAUCUUGUCAACCUCCAUUCUUCCGAAGAUGUUGGGUAUAUUCUGGUUCAAGUAUCAUGAAAUCAACUUCCAUGGCUGCCUCACUCAGAUGUUUUUUAUCCAUGCUUUCUCUGGGGUAGAGUCAGGGCUUCUUGUGGCCAUGGCCCUUGACCGAUAUGUGGCAAUCUGCAAUCCUCUGAGACACUCAUCCAUUCUCACAAAUUCUGUGGUGACUCGGGUUGGUAUAGUGGCACUUCUACGUGGGUUAGUGCUAAUGACACCACAUCCAUUUCUGGUACGGAGGUGGCCGUAUUGCCGGACCAAUGUUGUCCCCCACACAUACUGUGAGCAUAUGGCUGUGGUAAAAUUGGCUUGUGCCGACAUUUCCAUCAAUAGUAUUUAUAGUUUGGCAGUCAUUAUCUUAAUUGUUGGGACUGAUGUGGCAUGCAUUUCUCUGUCUUAUAUACAGAUACUCUAUACUGUAUUCAAUCUUCCUUCUAAAGAUGCCAGGUUGAAGACCCUCAGCACUUGUGGGUCCCAUGUUUGUGUCAUCCUCACCUUCUAUAUCCCUGCUCUUUUCUCCUUCCUCACCCACCGUUUCAGUAAGCAUAUACCGCAGCACAUCCACAUUCUGUUGGCCAAUAUGUACUUGUUGGUACCGCCUAUGCUGAACCCUAUCAUUUACGGAGUAAAGACCAAACAGAUUCGAGAAAGUAUUGUACGAUUAUUCGUAACUAAAAUCAACUGA